UUUGGACCCACUAAACGGAUGAUCCAACGGUUCUUAUUCGUCGAAACACGUCACGGUUUGCCCCAAGAAGCAGCGAAGAUCAAAACAAUCGCGACUCGAAAUUCAGACACAUCCUUCUCUCUCUCAUACUAUUAAUCUCAUUUCGCGUCCCGUUAUAAGUCCGGCGAAAAAUGAUACCGCCGGAACUCCAGGCGCGGCCAUUCCGACCGUACAUAGCAUCCUCCAUUAGCGCCCCUUCUUUCUCUUCUUUCAGCAAUGGCCGCUCUGAUUCAAACCCUAGCCCUAACUCCCACUUCCAUUCUCCUCUUCCUUCCUCCUCCUCCUCCUCUAGAUCUCGCUUCUCUCCCUCUACUUUCGCUCACAACGCCAGAAUCGCCAUCGCUCUCGUCCCCUGCGGCGCCUUCCUCCUUGACCUCGGCGGCGGCCCCGUCCUGGCCACCCUAACCCUUGGCCUGAUGAUUGCUUACAUCCUGGAUUCUCUCAACUUCAAGUCGGGCGCAUUCUUCGGUGUUUGGUUCUCUCUAAUCGCAGCUCAGAUCGCUUUCUUCUUCAGCUCUUCACUGCUCACCUCCUUCUACUCGCUUCCUUUAGGCCUCCUGGCGGCUUUCCUCUGCGCUUAUGCUAAUUUCCUGAUUGGAGUAUGGGCUUCUCUUCAGUUCAAGUGGAUCCAGCUCGAAAAUCCUUCCAUCGUCCUUGCUCUGGAGCGUCUCCUGUUCGCCUGCGUCCCCUUCACGGCUUCCUCAAUCUUCACCUGGGCAACCAUUUCGGCGGUCGGAAUGAACAACGCUUCUUACUAUCUCAUGAUAUUCAACUGCGUGUUCUACUGGCUGUAUGCCAUCCCCAGAGUUUCUUCUUUUAAAUCCAAACAGGAAGCUAAGUAUCACGGGGGAGAGAUUCCGGACGAUAGCUUAAUCGUCUCACAUCUCGAGGGCUGUUUCCAUACUCUCAAUUUACUCUUCUGUCCUUUAUUGUUUCACAUUGCUUCUCACUAUUCUCUCAUAUUUUCUUCCGCUGCUUCUGUUUGUGAUUUGUUCCUGCUCUUUUUUAUCCCUUUCUUGUUCCAACUCUAUGCUUCCACCAGAGGUGCUCUGUGGUGGGUUACUAAGAAUGCUCACCAAUUGCACAGCAUUCGCCUUGUCAAUGGCGCUGUUGCUUUGGUUAUUGUUGUGCUCUGUCUCGAGGUUAGAGUUGUUUUCCAUUCCUUUGGACGCUACAUUCAGGUUCCUCCUCCGCUCAGUUAUCUUCUCGUCACUCUGACUAUGCUCGGAGGGGCAGCUGGUGCCGGUUCUUAUGCCCUUGGUAUGAUUUCUGAUGCUUCCAGCUCUGUGGCUUUCACUGCUUUGGCUGUCAUUGUUAGUGCUGCCGGAGCUAUUGUUAUUGGAUUUCCCAUACUGUUCCUCCCUCUACCUUCUAUUGCUGGCUUUUACUUGGCUCGCUUUUUCACAAAAAAAAGCCUUCCAUCUUACUUUGCCUUUGUUGUGCUUGGGAGCUUGAUGGUGAUAUGGUUUGUGCUGCACAACUUCUGGGAUCUAAAUAUUUGGCUGGCAGGCAUGUCACUGAAGUCAUUUUGUAAACUCAUAGUUACUAGUGUCAUCCUAGCAAUGGCUAUUCCUGGUUUAACUCUACUUCCACCCCAACUUCAGUUUUUAGUUGAAGCUGGUUUGAUCGGCCAUGCAUUGCUUUUAUGCUAUAUUGAGAAUCGAUUUUUUAGUUACUCGGGAAUAUACUUUUACGGCAUGGAAGAUGAUGUGAUGUAUCCAAGCUAUAUGGUUAUCGUGACAACUUUUGUGGGUUUGGCUCUUGUUAGACGGCUAUCUUUGGAUCAUCGAAUUGGGUCAAAGGCUGUUUGGAUUUUGACAUGCCUAUAUUCUUCAAAGUUGGCCAUGCUGUUUAUUUCGUCAAAGUCUGUUGUAUGGGUUUCAGCUGUACUAUUACUAGCCAUUUCUCCCCCGGUACUUCUAUACAAGGAUAAGUCACGAACCGGGUCAAAGAUGAAAUCAUGGCAAGGUUAUGCACAUGCAGCUGUGGUUUCUCUAUCAGUUUGGUUUUGCCGAGAAACUAUUUUUGAAGCUCUCCAAUGGUGGAAUGGAAGGCCUCCAUCAGAUGGUUUACUUUUGGGCUUCUGUAUUGCCUUGAUAGGAUUGGCAUGUGUACCAAUUGUUGCUCUGCACUUCUCUCAUGUACUGGCUGCUAAGAGAUGUCUGGUGCUAGUUGUGGCAACAGGCGUUUUAUUUAUUAUGAUGCAGCCACCAAUCCCAUUGGCAUGGACUUAUCAUUCGGACAUUAUUAAAGCAGCUCGUCAAUCUUCUGACGACAUCUCUAUUUAUGGCUUCAUGGCAUCAAAACCUACAUGGCCAUCUUGGCUUCUUAUUGUGGCUAUUCUGCUCACUUUAGCUGCUGUGACAUCCAUCAUACCCAUAAAAUACAUAGUAGAGCUCAGAACAUUUUACUCCAUCGCUAUUGGGCUUGCUCUUGGCAUCUAUAUAUCCGCAGAGUACUUCCUACAAGCUGCAGUAUUGCAUGUUCUCAUUGUUGUUACCAUGGUCUGCACUUCUAUAUUUGUUGUCUUCACUCAUUUCCCAUCUGCUUCAAGCACAAAGAUUCUACCAUGGGUAUUUGCUCUACUGGUAGCUCUCUUUCCAGUGACAUAUCUGCUGGAAGGUCAAGUGAGAAUUAAAAGCAUCCUAGAAGAUGGAGGAGUUGGAGAUUUGGGAGAAGAAGAUAGGAAGCUCACCACUUUUUUGGCAGUUGAAGGAGCAAGGACGUCUCUUCUUGGUUUAUACGCAGCAAUCUUUAUGCUCAUAGCACUGGAGAUAAAGUUUGAACUUGCGUCACUCAUGCGGGAAAAGGCUCCUGAAAGGAGUGGAAUUAGACACAGUCAAUCUGGUCAAAGCAGCUCUGCUGGUUUUGCUCCACGGAUGAGGUUCAUGCAGCAGCGUCGGGCCUCUGUUCCGACCUUCACCAUCAAGAGAAUGGCCGCAGAGGGAGCCUGGAUGCCUGCGGUUGGAAAUGUUGCUACCAUAAUGUGCUUUGCCAUAUGUCUGAUCCUGAAUGUGAAUCUGACUGGGGGUUCAAACCAGGCAAUAUUCUUCCUAGCACCUAUUUUGCUGCUUCUAAACCAGGACUCUGAUUUUGUUGCUGGUUUUGGGGACAAACAGAGGUAUUUUCCUGUUGCAGUUGCUAUAUCAGCGUAUUUGGUAUUGACGUCGCUAUACAGCAUAUGGGAAGAUGUUUGGCACGGGAAUGCUGGAUGGGGGAUGGAGAUUGGGGGGCCUGAUUGGUUCUUUGCAGUCAAAAAUCUAGCACUCCUCAUUCUAACAUUCCCCAGCCACAUUGUAUUCAACAGGUUUGUGUGGAGUUACACGACGCAGACCGGAACCACGCCAUUGAUGACGCUGCCUCUUAAUCUACCAACUAUCAUAAUGUCAGAUGUGACGAAGAUAAAGAUAUUGGGGGUAUUAGGAAUAUUUUAUAGCAUAGCCCAGACUCUAAUUUCUAGACAGCACUAUAUAUCAGGAUUGAAGUACAUUUAGAGGAAAAGAAAAAAACUACAAAGUGUACAAUAUGUUUUGGAAAUUUUCAAGUGAGGUGUUACAGAAUUCAGGUUAGAGUUGCAUUUUCUU
Molecule: messenger RNA, 3623 nt
Organism: Mercurialis annua (annual mercury)
Lineage: Eukaryota; Viridiplantae; Streptophyta; Magnoliopsida; Malpighiales; Euphorbiaceae
Exons: 4
Coding region: 171-3533 (1120 amino acids)
Source: RefSeq, a predicted model, not a curated record